Molecule: messenger RNA, 2835 nt
Organism: Acytostelium subglobosum LB1
Lineage: Eukaryota; Evosea; Eumycetozoa; Acytosteliales; Acytosteliaceae
Exons: 4
Coding region: 1-2835 (944 amino acids)
Biological process (GO): DNA recombination
Molecular function (GO): DNA binding; DNA strand exchange activity
Source: RefSeq, a predicted model, not a curated record
AUGCAACUGGAUAUUCAAUCAUGUAGUGCAUAUCAACUUGAUAUGAUCAAUGCAAUCAUGUUGGCAGCCAAACUACCCUAUUCAUUCUCUACUCUGGCCCACGAUCCCAGUCACAUCUUUAUCAUUGCCAAUCUCUUGGUCUCUAUGGUCAAUCGGAAGCAGUUGAAUUGGUCACCAGAUAUCUUUGACCACUUUGUACUAUCAAUCAACAGUCAAGAUACAAGGGAUGAGAUCAUUAUCUACAAGGAGUUCAUGGACUUUGUGUUUAAGUAUCAUAUUGUCCAAUCGAUUCAACAACCAAUGACUACCAAUAUUCCAUAUCCAACUAUUCAAUUCAACACUGCUGUACUCUACACUGUCAAGAAUCGUAGUCAUAUCCCAUGCGCAUACCAAGUGUGUCCGUUGUUUGACCUUGGUAGCCUGUGCAAUCUAGUGGUGCCUGGAGGUGAAGCCAAACCAAUCAUGGUGGUAGAUUGUAGGAACCUGAUGAUCAAAGGUAUUCAAGGUGGAUUGAUUAUAUUGUUAAAGAAUGAUAAUCUAUUGAAAGAGUUUGGCAACAACAAGAACAAAUCAUUUUCAAUCAAAGAUCAGUCAAUCUUUAAUCAUCAUAUAGUGAUUGACAUUACAGAAUGGUUGUCAUCAUUCAAACCAACAACAGUAGAAGAUGAUAAAUGGUUAUUUGUAGGUCACAACACAUUGAAGAUACAAUUCAAUCACAGUCGUAUUCUAGGCGAUAUUGUUCAAAAGGGAUUGGACCAUCUGAGGAUUCAACGUUCUCUGUUGUUUGUACGUCAUAACAAACAAUAUACAGCAGCAUCAGCUUUGGCAAAAGGCAACAACAUGAUGAUGGAAACAGUAGAUGUAGACACUGAUAAUGUCUAUGUAUUCUGUCGAGAGAGCACUGGUGGACAACAGAAUCAAAUGGUGUCACAAGUGUCAAUGGCAUUCUCCUUUGCUCGAGAUCUCAUUCACAAGGAACCUCUUUACUUGUUCAACAUUCAGCGAUUGAACAAUGAAAAGGUAUCGAUAGACUCACUCAAUCUGGCACCAUUGGCAAUAAUGGAGAUCUCAUCAUCCUAUCUCUACUCGAUGAACGACCGUGUUCAACUUCAACAUCUACUCACCUUGAUAUCCUAUGGUGACGUUGUGAUUGUUGUACACAUUGAUCGUUUGACCAGACGAUUGGAUGAGUUUAUAUCAAUAUGGACACAGUUCAAGAAUCUCGGCAUUCGAUUGAUGGUAUUGAACAACCUGUUGGAGUUUCAAUUCACCAACAACACAAUGCACUAUCAAGGUGGACUCUACAUUGACUUUUCUUCUGAUUUCUGGUCGCCAUUCUUCAAUGGUUCACUCACUCAAUACAAUGGUGAACAGAGGAAGAAAGUGAACAUGUUUGGUAAACACUUUGAUCCAAUCAUUGGCAUUGACGCGAUUUUCAGAAUCUACUGCACUCAAAUGGAGUAUUCCAUUCAACUCUGCUAUGACCAUUCGAUCUAUACACAGAGAUAUUAUCAGAGCAAGGAUAUCAUCAAUACACCAUCAUGUAUCAACGACUUAUUCAUGCCAUUCUUUAAAGAUAUCACGGAAGGAUACAUUAUAUGUCGUACAUCUGGAAGCAUUCGAAAUGCCGAUUCUAGUUCGAUCCCCAUUCAAUCCACUGUGGCAACUAUGACCUUUCCAUCUGUCAAUAGUAAUCAGGUAUUUGAGAGUCAACCAGCAACAAUGUUCUACAAAUACCCUGAGGGACAACAGCAGACCAAAGAGCUAGAGACCUUCAUUGCUCGUACUAUAUGGCCAGACUCCAUUCUCUUCAGAGUACAUUCAAAUUUAUUGAAAGGUCGAGAACCAUGUAAGAUCAUCACAUCAUCAAUCGACCGAUUGUUUAGGGACCCUCACAUGUUCAACUAUUACUUCUCAAAGAUCAUUCCUGAUCUUUAUGAGAACAGGGUUGGCAUUGUCAUUCUUUUCCCUCCAAUGGAACUCCUCAAACAUCUGUUCAAUGACCAUGGUAUCAUCACACUUGGUAGUCAAACACACAUUGAGGAGAGUGUAUAUGAGCAAAUCUAUGCCAGCCCAGUGGUUGGAACAAUCAAUCGUAUCACUGGUCGAGACAAUUUCCCCAUCAACGAUCGAGCUAGAACACAUGCCAUCGCCAACUAUCACAAUUUUAUCAAGAGGAUCAUCGAGACUGAUAACCCACGCACUGUCCAUUUCUUCCCCAUCACCAUUACCACAGACAACCUCUCAUUCUUUCAGUCCUCUGUAUUCAAUGCAUACAUGUUCAGGACAUAUUUUCAAAUGAUGAUGUGGUCCGCACCUCCACUCAGUCUGGAUGGGACAUUGCAAAUCAGGUCGAUCAAGAGUAUUAUUAGACAGACGAACAAGGCUGGCAAAUCAACACCAAUGACAUUGGCCAACAUGAUUGACGCCAUCACAUUCAGCACCAAUCUCCACAAAGGUGAUGUAUUGUCAGCAAACAACAACACAAUGGUUGAUAGAAAGAUCAAGAAAGAUACUCUAGCUACAAGGAAUCGAUACGAGACUAUCUUCACCAACUCAUUCGAUUACGGCAGUAACAAUAGACAGACACAGACAGUCAACUGCCAAUUGUGUAAGGAGUGCAAAGAUCUAAACGCCAUUGGUAGAUAUAGCAAGUUGUUCUGUUCGCAGAAGUGUCAAGAUGAUUGGCUUCAAGGUGGGCAAGAACCUCGGAUUUUAUUCAAAUGCACCAAGGUAGAUUGUCAUCGCUUCACACUCAAGGGUAACAAACUUUGUUACCUCUGCAGGGACUUGGCAACCAAGAUUACAAAUAGUAAUAACACCAAUGGUUGGUAA